Messenger RNA from Funneliformis mosseae, 246 nucleotides. The record is from the annotation of a GenBank genome assembly. NCBI's taxonomy places the organism in Eukaryota, Fungi, Glomeromycota, Glomeromycetes, Glomerales, Glomeraceae.
AUGUCUUCUGCAGUAGGACUAAGAGAAAUAUAUGCUACUUUUGACGUCUUGUCAACAUUUUGUGAAUCAGAUAUUAAGGAGGAUGAAGAGAAGAAUAUCAGAAACAUUUGUAAGGACACAAUAGUUGUUAAUACAAAUUUGUAUGCAUUAACAAAAGACGCUAGUGCAGUUGGUAGAAAGUGGCAAAAUAUAGACUUAGAACAAGAAAGACGACGGCUAAGGAAGACAAGUACCAAUGCAGUAAAG